AUGUUACAACUCUCCCCCACUAAACUGGAUUCGUCCUCUAAAUCCCAACACAAACGUCACGAAGACAACAAAAAUCCAACCUCGCAAGGCCACCAGACUGGAGAUCCUCACCUAAUCCCCGAGACAUACGUAAAAUCCUAUGUCAUAAGCACGUUCCAAGACAUUUUCACUCCUAACUCAUCAUCCCAAACACACAAAACCACUUGUACUGUGGCCCACUUCCACCCACACAAAACCACUUGUACUGAGGCCCACUUCCACCCAGACAAGUCCACACCGGUCCGUACUGAGGCCCACUUGCACCCAGACGAAUCCGAAACCGCUUAUACUGAGACCUACUUGCACCUAGAUAAGCUACACCCAACUGAGGCCUACUUGCACCCAGAGAGUCUGCCAGAGAACCAAAGUCUCCAAAAACCAUGA
Molecule: messenger RNA, 423 nt
Organism: Microthlaspi erraticum
Lineage: Eukaryota; Viridiplantae; Streptophyta; Magnoliopsida; Brassicales; Brassicaceae
Source: the annotation of a GenBank genome assembly